CACAAUAAGCAAUUAAGUGAACAACUAUAUUAAGAAUGAAGAAGAUCCUCAUUUUCUUUUUUGUUACACUCUUAGUUACAUGUCAUGGUAACAUUCUAAACCAUGAUGAUGAUCAUGGUUCAAAUAACCAAAUUUUCCCACUUCGAGUGAAAUCUGGCUCAGGUGGCCAUUACAUUGAAGAAGUAUCAUGUGCUAGUUGGAGACUUGGUAUUGAAGCACACAACAUCAUAAAUUGGAAAACUAUACCAAAAGAAUGUGAGAAAUAUAUUGGGAACUAUAUGUUAGGUGAUCAAUAUAGAGCUGACUCUAAAGCAGUUAACCGUGAAGGUUAUUUCUAUGCAAAGACUCUUAAUAUAACAACUGGUAAAGACAUAUGGGUUUUUGAUAUUGAUGAAACUUCACUAUCAAAUCUUCCAUAUUAUGCUAAACACGGAUUUGGGGUGGAACCAUACAAUGAUACAUUAUUUAAUCAAUGGGUUGAUCUUGGAACAGCACCAGCACUUCCUGAAUCUAAAAAAUUGUACAAUAAAUUGUUGUCUCUUGGUAUCAAGAUUGCGUUCUUAACAGGCAGACCACUCAAACAGAAAGAAAUUACAGCUAAGAACUUGAGACGUGCUGGCUUUAAGAAAUGGGAGAAGUUAAUUCUCAAGAAUACAACCAUAUAUCAUGGUAAAACAGCAGUUACAUACAAAUCAUCUGAGAGAAAGAAAUUGGAGGAAGAAGGAUACAGAAUUGUUGGAAACAUUGGAGAUCAAUGGAGUGAUAUUCUUGGAACCAAUACUGGUGAAAGGACUUUCAAGCUCCCUGAUCCCCUCUACUACAUUGCCUAAUUAACCACUUUCUGUGCUUAAUUAAUGAUCUUUUAUUCUAUAUGCAAUAUAAUUCCUAUGAUAUGAUGAAAUUCAUUCCAAGCUAGCUAUCUUGUAUUUUCUCAAAUAAAGUUAAUUAUAAUAAAUUGCGUCAUGUCUUAUUCUGUUCAGAAAA
This is a messenger RNA of Medicago truncatula (barrel medic), 984 nucleotides long. RefSeq names its product stem 28 kDa glycoprotein. The record is from RefSeq and is a predicted model, not a curated record. Lineage: Eukaryota; Viridiplantae; Streptophyta; Magnoliopsida; Fabales; Fabaceae. Gene Ontology annotation, molecular function: acid phosphatase activity. The transcript is spliced from 3 exons. Bases 36 to 830 code for a protein of 264 amino acids.